Gigantopelta aegis is the source of this 2008-nucleotide messenger RNA. RefSeq names its product organic cation transporter protein-like. Gene Ontology annotation, biological process: transmembrane transport. Gene Ontology annotation, molecular function: transmembrane transporter activity. The record is from RefSeq and is a predicted model, not a curated record. The transcript has 10 exons. The coding region runs from base 1 to 1632 and encodes 543 amino acids. Lineage: Eukaryota; Metazoa; Mollusca; Gastropoda; Neomphalida; Peltospiridae.
AUGGCAAAAUCUGUCGAUCACCGAUGUCAUGAUUUCGGAGAUAACUCUACGGAAGUAUCGGAAGAUUCGCUUGUUACUGGACACAAUGUUACGUACGGAGAGUGUAGCAUUAUUUCCGUACUUGGCAACACGACUCAAAGUCGACCCUGCAAUUCCGGAUACGUCUACUCAGAACCUUCAAAUCGGUCUGUUGUCUCAGAUAUGAAUCUCGUGUGUGACCGGAAGGCUCUUUCGGGUUUGUCACAGACGGUUUUGAUUGGUGGACAAGCCUUUGGAGCCCUCACGUUACCGCACCUGUCAGAUCGGUAUGGACGAAAACCGAUUCUUAUCCUGUCCACUGUCGCCUUGAUGAUUAUUGGAAUUGGAACGGCUCUGGCACCCAACUACCCGACGUUCGCCGUACUGCGUUUUAUUAUUGGCGCCUUCCAGCAGGGAAUUAUCACCACAGUUAGCACAUUGGGUCUGGAAUGUUUCCCUUCCCAGCAUCGAAAGCUUGUUGGCUUUUUUAUGAAUUUCAUAUGGGCUAUCUGUUCAAUGACGAUACCACUCUGGGCGUACUUUCUACAAAACUACUCCUGGAGGAUUCUACAAACAGCUUACACCUCGGUGUCGUUGUAUUUCAUAAUUCAGAUUUGGAAAGUAGAAGAAUCAAUCCCAUGGUUAGUUGCCAAUGGUAAAACCAAGCGAGUUGUUCAUGUGUUAAAGACAGCAGCCAAAGUUAGUAAAGUCCCCGUUCAUGACGUCAUGGAACAGUUACACUUGCUGGAAGUGGAACAGAAAGUAAAAGACCAAGGUUCGGAAUUGGGGAAGGGUAAUCAAGAAGGUCAUCUAACAGAGAAGGACUCUUUUCUCCUGAAGAAUUCCAUGCCUUCCAAAGAGGAAGACAAAGUCAGCGAUAUCGACACAGAUGAAGAGAUCACAGCCGUCAAGCCAUACACCAUCUUGGAUUUAUUCAAGAACAAACGCUUUCUUAUGAACGCUUCCAUUCUUUGGUUUAUGUGGUUUACAAACGCCAUGACGUAUUUCGGUCUCUUCUUGACGUCAUCAUCCCUAGCUGGCGACCGCUUUCUCAACUUCUUUCUGAACGCAGCCGUCGAGGUCCCUGCUGCUUUCGUUUAUUACUUUAUCGUUGACAGAAUUGGAAGGAAAAAGUCGUGUGUGGUAUUCCAUGGUGUUACUGGCGUUGCGUUGAUAACAGCAACAAUAAUCAAAACAACAGCAGAAGGACUGACUGCAGAUAUAUUCACAACGAUCCUUUCGUUGAUUGGGAAAGCUGGUAUAAGUGGCUCGUUCGGAUUGCUGUUUAUGUACACUUCGGAAUUGUUUCCAACAAAUUUAAGGAACGUUGGUCUUGGGAUGUGUUCAGCAUUUGCUAGGAUUGGUGGAAUGCUAGCUCCUUUUGCUAGUCUGCUGGCUGGAUAUGCGUUUUGGGCACCCGGGACCAUAUUUGGAAUGUGCUGUCUUGCUGUCACCGUGCUGGUAACAUUCCUUCCAGAAACGACGGGAAGAGAACUACCACAGACUAUUGAAGAAAUGACAGCCUGGUAUAAAUCACCUGACGUCAAUUGCAAUAUGACGUCAAAAGAGGAUGGCACAUCUGCUACCGAAAUGGCUGUAGAGAAUGACAAUUGAUUUUCUUGAGACGAGUGUCAGAAAAACUAUCUACACGAGUGGCAGACCCUAUUGUUAUAAAGAGCUGGGUCUGAGAACAUGCACAGGAUUGUCAGCUUGAGAGGAUGCUUCAGAUGGGAUGUAGGAUGAUGCUUUAGAUAGGAGAAUUGAGAUGGCGGAAUUUAGGAGGAUAAUUGCAUCAGGGGCAUUUUAGAUUAUGUUUCGGGGGAAUUUAGAAGGAUUCAUCGGUGCCUCUAUACUGUUCAUAGAGAGAUACUUGUCAACGUUAACAUUAUACUAUUUGAAAUAUUGUAAUUAUUAAAAUAUAUAAAGGGAUGUUCGUAUGUUAAAUUGGCUGUUUAAAAGUAAACUGUGGUUACAUUGAUUUAAAACCUAA